ACGUGCAAAGAAGGCCGCAAGAGCUUCGCUUCCUCAUCCAGAGGUCGGACUUCCCCGCCGGCUAACCCCGCAUUAUUUUCCAUUUCCUCUCAAUGAUCUCUCCGUAUUUCAGGAAAUAUGAUCAGCGCCCCUGAUGUGGUGGCCUUCACCAAGGAAGAUGAGUAUGAGGAAGAACCUUACAAUGAGCCCGCCUUGCCGGAAGAGUACUCGGUACCUCUCUUCCCUUAUGCCAGCCAGGGGGCUAACCCCUGGUCUAAACUGUCCGGGGCCAAGUUCUCCAGGGACUUCAUCCUUAUUUCCGAGUUCUCUGAGCAGGUGGGACCCCAGCCCUUGCUGACUAUACCCAAUGACACCAAAGUUUUCGGCACUUUUGAUCUCAAUUAGUUCUCCUUGCGGAUCAUGUCAGUGGAUUACCAGGCUUCAUUCGUAGGCCAUCCUCCUGGUUCUGCCUACCCCAAGUUGAACUUUGUGGAGGACUCUAAAGUGGUACUGGGAGACUCUAAGGAAGGGGCCUUUGCUUAUGUGCACCACCUUACCUUGUAUGACCUAGAGGCCCGUGGCUUUGUAAGGCCCUUUUGUAUGGCUUAUAUCUCUGCAGACCAGCAUAAAAUCAUGCAGCAAUUCCAGGAGCUUUCAGCUGAAUUUUCCAAAGCAUCCGAGUGCUUGAAGAUGGGUAACAGGAAGGCAUUUGCUGGGGAACUUGAAAAAAAGCUGAAAGACUUGGAUUACACAAGGACAGUGCUGCACACAGAAACUGAGAUCCAGAAGAAAGCCAAUGACAAAGGUUUUUAUACAUCUCAGGCAAUUGAGAAAGCCAAUGAACUAGCUAAUGUGGAGAAGUCCAUCAUUGAGCAUCAAGAUUUGCUGAGGCAGAUCCGCUCAUACCCUCGUCAGAAGAUGAAGAUACCUGAUUUGCAUCCUGGUGAUACAGAACAUACCCAAGGUCAGGCUGACCAGGUAUCCACUACCUCUAACCCUGAGGAGUCAGCUAAUGCAGACCUUUAUACCUGCAGGCCGGCUUACACCCCAAAACUCAUCAAAGCAAAGUCCACCAAGUGUUUUGACAAGAAGUUGAAGACCUUGGAGGAACUCUGUGACACUGAGUAUUUCACUCAGACCCUGGCCCAGCUUAGCCACAUUGAACACAUGUUCAGAGGGGACCUGUGCUACCUCCUGACCAAUCAGAUUGACAAAGCACUUAGAAAACAACAGCACAUAACAAAUUUCCUCUUUGAAGACUUUGUGGAGGUUGAUGACAGGAUGGAGAAACAAGAGAAUGUGCCCUCUCGGCACAGUCAGGACAGGCUGCCUUCUAGGCCUGUGGAAGAAUGCCCCAUUCCUAAAGUGUUAAUUAGUGUUGGUUCUUACAAGUCCAGUGUGGAGUCUGUGUUGAUCAAGAUGGAGCAGGAACUUGGAGAUGCUGAGUACAAGGAAGUGGAGGCCACAGAGUCAAGCAGUUUUGACCCCCAAGAAAACCUGGACUACUUGGAUAUGGACAUGAAAGGGAGCAUCAGCAGUGGGGAAAGCAUCGAGGUUCUGGGCACUGAAAAGUCAUCUUCCGUGCUGUCUAAAUCUGACAGCCAGGCCAGCCUCACGGUGCCCUUGAGUCCCCAUGUAGUCCGUAGCAAGGCAGUCAGCCACAGGACAAUUAGUGAGGACAGUAUUGAAGUCUUAAGUACCUGCCCGUCUGAGGCCCUCAUUCCUGAUGACUUUAAGGCCAGCUACCCAAGUGCCAUUAAUGAGGAAGAAGCCUAUGCAGAUAAUGAGGGGACCAUUCAUUUCCAGGCAAGUGUCAGCCCACCAGAACUGGGUGAGACUCAGGAGGGCAGCUUGGAAAAUACCCCAUCCCAAAUAGACUCCAGCUGCUGUAUUGGAAAGGAGAGUGAAGGUCAGCUGGUUCCUCUUCCCACCCCAGCUUACACUCUUUCUGAUGAGGAUGGUGUGGUGAGCAUCCCCCCACAGCGCUACAGGCAGAAGGACCAGGGGAUCCAUGUGGACGUCAUGAUGGAAAACACUGACCCUUCCCGAGACAACAGUUGUGAAAUGUUCUCUGCUUAUGAACUGGAUCCAAGCUGCCUUCUGGGUAGCCGAGAUGUUAGUAAAAUGAGCCUGGAUAACUACUCAGAUACUACAAGCUACAUGAGCAGUGUGGCCUCUACCAGCUCGGACAGAAUCCCCUCUGCUCACUCUGCUGGCCUAUCCUCUGAGAGACACAAAAAGAGAGCUGGUCAGAAUGCCUUAAAAUUCAUCCGCCAGUACCCAUUUGCCCACCCAGCCAUCUACUCCCUACUUAGUGGGAGGACACUUGUGGUCCUGGGCGAAGAUGAAACCAUAGUCAGGAAGCUUGUAACCGCACUGUCCAUCUUUGUCCCCAGCUAUGGGUACUAUCCCAAGCCAGUGAAGCACUGGAUUUCCUCCCCUUUGCAUAUUAUGGAUUUUCAGAAGUGGAAGCUUAUUGGCCUACAGAGGGUGGCCUCCCCUGCCAGUAUGGGUACCCUCCAUACCCUGAGCCGUUACAGCCGCUAUACAAGCAUCCUGGACCUGGACAGCAAGACCCUCCGCUGCCCCCUAUACAGGGGUACUCUGGUGCCCCGCCUGGCUGACCAUCGCACUCAGAUCAAGAGGGGCAGCACGUACUACCUACACGUCCAGAGCAUGCUCACCCAGCUCUGCUCCAAAGCAUUCCUCUACACCUUCUGCCACCACCUGCACCUGCCUGCCCACAGUGAGGAGACACAAGAAGCAGUGGCCAGCAGACAAACCAGCUUCCUAAAGCUCAACCUGGGACUAGUAAAUGAGGACAUCAAAGUGGUGCAGUACCUGGCUGAGCUGUUGAAGCUGCACUACAUGCAGGAGUCACCUGGGACCACCCACCCCCUGCUCAGGUUUGACUAUGUCCCCAGCUUUUUGUACAAAAUUUCCAGCCACUGUGACCAAGACCUGUGACUGGGUAUGGGGAGGGAGAAGGGUUAAUGUAACUAAACAGUUGCCUGAGCUGGAGUGUCGAGCUUUCUGGUGUUAGCAGGAAGGAAACAGGUGGCAGUUGUGGUUCCCAUCUCACCCUGGGCAGUAUGUGAAGAGGGCCGAGCAGAGGUGGAGCCCAUCUCUCUUGAGGUGGCUGGAAGAACUGCAGCGGCUCUUGGUUCCAUGGGGAAGUGGCCGCCAAAUAAGGAGGUGUCCCUAAUUUUCCAAGAACCAGCAGUCUGGGCAGGAGGAGAAAGCUCUAGACCCUGUGGGGCUGGAAAAGAUGCGUCUAAGUAGCCAAAGCCCAGAUGACACCAGAGUGGCAGAAUCAGUCUGGGAACUGUGGUGUGUGUGACGCAGGACAGCCAUCGCCUCCAUCUACCUCUACCAAGGCCCUUUACUUGGCUUCCUGGAGCUGGAUAACUGAGGGGAGACCCCUGAACAAGGACGUGGAGGAACAGUGCUCUGGUCAGUUGGAGACACAUCUGGGCUCUGGGUGAUGCAGACCACAAGUAGCCCUUUGUACUGUCUUCCCCUCUGUCAAGGAAGUGCUUAUUGAGUCCCUGGGGGUCAUUCCUCAUGGUGGUCCUGGAUGUGAAGCAGAUUUCAAACAGCUACAGCCAGUACAAGAACUACCUGGGGAGCUGUAGAUGAAGCAGGUCAUAGGCCAUUCCCACUAUGUAUGACAGAAGCUGCCCACUGGCUCUUCUCAGCCAUAACAUGACCUUGGAUGCCCCUGAAAAGGUCUGCAGCACUUUAUUACCUAUCCUGGAGGCUGGGGCUUGGUGACAACUGAGUUCUGACUGGAACUUAGGCUCAAGGUUAUCCUGUACCAGCUCCUGGGUGGCUGUCUUUAUAGUUCCUGUCUGGGAGGCAGUAUACACCUCCAUCCUUACAAUCAUCCACAUGUCUCUUUUCCCUUCAAAGAACUUUGAGCCUGGGAGGGAGGCACCUUCUGGUCCCCACCUGACCCCCUGUUGGCCAUCGUCGUGACCUCCCUGGGACUCCUGUUGCAGCUGCUCCUGUUGUGCUCCAUGGAGUGCUUCUCACUAUCUUGAAAAUGUGAGACCUAUUUAAAAAAUGUUUUCUCAGCCAGGCCGUGGUGGCACACACCUUAAAUCCCAGCACUCGGAAGGCAGAGGCAGUUGGAUUUCAGUGAGUUCAAGGCCAGCCUGGUCUAAGUUCCAUAACAGCCAGGACAGAGAAACCCUUUUUUGGGAGGGAAAUGUUUUCUCUCUAAAUAGAAGCUCUGGUUGUUACUGCUGCUUUUUAAUUUGCUAUCAAAGCAAACAAAACCCUGCAGUAAAUUGGACCUGGAUCAGCCCUGUGCAUGCAUCUAUUAGAAGCUGUGUCCCCUACACUCAGGUCUGUCAGCUGGCCACAUCACUGAAGUCUCUCACAAGAAGGAACCCUGUAGAAGCCAAGUAACCAAAAAUGGCUUGGAACAUGCCAUUUUUGUGUCAUGUUCCUUGCCCAGGUCUUUGACACAAGGUUGCAACCUGUUGGUUCUGGUCCAUGGCUUUAGUCAUGGUCCCCAUUUUACUUUAGACAGAAUAUGGUUUUGCUUCUGAGUUUUUGACAGAACCAGAAUUUUGUCACUGUGUCUGUUACAUGUAUUUACCGACACUUUAGCUGCUGUGGUUUCUCUUCACGGGCUCCUUCAUCUGCUAUUGCUUCUUAGUGUUCCAAAUGCUACUUUGACUGGUUUGCUAAGUUUGGUUUCCUCAGGCCUCCAAGGAUGAAUGUGUUAUGGAGUUCAAGAGCCAGGCUGGGAAGUGGUCAGUUGCUGGUACCACAGCCUAAGCAUGGGGACUCGAAGGUGAACGCUGUUCCCUGCACUGAGAAAGCUGGAUGAGCUGCAGCUACUUUGGCCUUCUGCAUACUGAAAGCACAGACUUGGGCGGACUCAAGUGGAGCUCCAGGUACCAGGUUCCUCCCUGGCAUUCAGAAGACAAAGUGACCCAGAAGACAAAGCCAAGCCUGAUGUGGAGUGGGUGGAACAGUCUUUGUAUGGCAAGUGUGGAAAUGUCAAACAGGUGCCUCUUGAAUGGCUCCUCACUAAAUACAGACUGACAAGGGAGUUGUUUUUGAGACAGGAUCUCGUAACCCAGGCUGAGUUCAAAUUCAGAAUGUACUAAGGAUAACCCUAAACUCUUGAUCCUUCUGCCUCCACAUCCUAAUUGCUGAGAUUAUAAGUGUGUGCCACCAGUACCAGUGUCUAGAUUUAGACUUUGAUUUUAAAUCUUUGUUGUGGUGAUUUGAAAGGAUCACUUAAUGCGGAAAGCAUGUUUCCUCUCGAGAUGAGUCACAGGGACUGAGUUUGAACAGAGGCAGUUAAUGCUUUGCUUCUCUGCUUUAGAGGGCUGGGAUCUUCCAGAAGAAGCAUAUGUGUACUCCUCUGUGCUGUGAAGACCUACGCAGCAGGACUCAGCUCCUUAAAUCUUCAUGUGGUCAUUUGGUGUGGUGGCACACAUCUCUAAUCCCAGCAUUCAAUAGGCAGAGACAGGUGGCUCUCUUGUGAGCUAGAGGUCACCCUGAUCUGCACAAGUUCCAGGCCAGCCAGGGCUACAUAAUGACAUCCUGUCUUAAAGAACAAAAGGUUUCCACCUGAAGUGUUAGGCUAGUAAGGCUUUUGUUUUUUGUUCUUCUGAGACAGUCUAGUAUAGCCCAGACUAAUUUGUAGCUAAUCUGUAGCUAAGGUUGACUUUGAACUUCUGAUCCUCCUGCCUCCACAUGCUAAGAUUGCAGGACUGUUGUGCCUAGACUACACGGUUUUGGAGAAUGAACCCAGGGCUUCAUACAUACUAGGCAAGCACCCUACCAACUGAGCUACAUGCCUAGUCUGGCUAAUUUAAGUUAUACUACUAAAAACACCUCAUAGAAAGAUAACAGAGCUCUUCUUUAUUCCUGUCAUUUUGAGUCCUGGCACUAAAACUGGUAAGUCAGGUUUAUUUCAACUUGACUGCCAAACUAUUAUUUCCCUUCUUUUUUUAAAAGCUGUCAGUUUAAGACCCAUUCAGCUGAGCUGGUACAUUGUUCUACCAAUAUACAAGUCAUGCUGGUGCAUUACUUACAUUUACGUGCUCCACUGUUGAGUUUAGUCCAUGGUCUUCUAUACAAUGUCGGGGACACAUGGAACACACUGGCUUGAGUUGCUACCUCCUGCCUCACCAUUUCCCUUCAGUAGAACCUUGAAUUAAAAAUGUUUUAACUCAGCCUGGUGGUGGUUCGCUGGAGAUUCGCUGGGUUUGAAACUGCCUGGUCUACACAGACCCUAUCUCAAAAACAAAUGUUUUAACCCCUCCAUGAUUUGCUACUGAAGUUGCUUUAGUUACUCUGGAACUGGACUUCAGUCAUACCUGAUCUGACCUUUAACUCCUUUACUUUAGAUCAGUCGCAGUAUUUAAAGUACAAAGGAUUUCAACCCCAUCUAAAUUAGUUCCCAUCUCCUAAUCUUAGGAAAGCAGGAGACCUCCCUUCUCCUUUGCUAGGUAUCAAAGCCAGCAGUGCUAUGUGGUACUGGAGGCAGAAUUUCUAGAUUAUCUUGUACGCAUCUUGGCUACCCACUAGCUUCGCUCAGUCCAUGCCACUCCCCAGCCUGAGUGCUACUUAUUGGACCAAUGUCCUGUGCUACGGCCACCAUGGUUUAUCUCCCAAAUGGUUGGGUAGUAGUAUCGGACCUAGUCAAUGAUGAUGUAUCAUCAGGUAUGCAAGGCCUCUGGAGGUACCAAAUCCUCGUGGCAGUAGGCCAUCCAGGCUUUCUACUUCCCUAGAAAAUUCCUAAGAAAGUGCCUUGGCUUGUACUUUGAAACAAAUUAGCCAGCUUUCUGGCUUUACUCUAAUACUGUGAUCAAAUGGAAUUGUUAAGGGACACACUCAUACUUAGGCUGCAGAAAGAUUAGAUUUAUUUUGCUCUGAAAACAAAGCUUUGUUUGAGCUUAAACUUGGGCCCACUAAGCUUUGGGAAGAAACAGCAGGAACAGAUGAGGUGUAGCAGUGGGAAAAAGCAUCCUACAGUGUUGAUCUACUGGUUUACAGUGCAGGUCCCCAGGAGGCCCUACUUGGAGCUGUAUAGUUGUCUUCAAUGAGGCAGGAAUUAAGACUGCUAAGGUGUGCAGUGGCCCCACAAUCAGAGAUGAGGGGACCAGUAUGACAUCACACCCCAUGGAAACAGACACAGCUGGCUUCACAUGGUGGAGACAGUACCAACAACGGACCAGCUCCCAGGAGUCUUAGCCAAACUAUCUUAUACUGGACAGCUGGAGCUACAGGCUGGACUGAGGCACAUAGCAGUUAGUGAGCAGCACAGUCUGCAAUGAACUUUUGCUAUUUUCUAAGAAGCUAUUUUACUAUUGCAUGUCCCACCAUGUCUGUGAAUAAUGUGUUCCAACCUGCAAACUGCACAGUACUGGAACCAGAGCACUGCUGAUGUGACCGUGUCCCACAGGCAUUAUACACAAAAGUUUAACCAGCGUAAAUGCCAAACAAAUAGUAUGAGGAGUGUACUUUUUAAGAUAUUAAUUUAUUUGAGUUCAGAUAUUUUUAAAAUAUAAAAACUGGUUGUAUUUUUUAAAGCUAUAAUUCUUGUAGACAUUCUGUGGGUAAAAAUUUGAUUGUGCAUAUUAAAAAGUCACCAAUGGUUUGCAAUGUGAGAAAUAAAGACUCUUUGGGAAGGUG
Messenger RNA from Cricetulus griseus (Chinese hamster), 7641 nucleotides. The record is from RefSeq and is a predicted model, not a curated record. NCBI's taxonomy places the organism in Eukaryota, Metazoa, Chordata, Mammalia, Rodentia, Cricetidae.